AUGGCAAACUAUGAUGCAUAUCUACUUGUCAUGGUUCUGUCACCUCUCAUCGUAACAGUCACGAUACUAGUAGUCAGCUACGUUGUGUGGGGAGUCAGCUAUCUUCAGUACAAGAGGCAAAAGAGGAGAGUGAGAGAGAACCGAGGAGAACACGAGCUGAUUGAGUACCCAGGUCUCCAGUAUAUGUACCUGGUCCUCCAGCCGGUGCUCGGAAAGGGACUGGAGGCGAGGAAGACUAGACACGAGGUGAAGAUGAAGCUGCACGGGGAGAAGAUAAGCCCGGGAGCAGUUCCCCUGCUAGUCCAGUCCCUGGCCGUGGCAGUGGGGCUCUCCCUCGCUGUGUUUGUGACUGCUCUCACGGUGGAAGACGGUGGGCACGUGUGCAGCGAGAGGUUGGACUGCUUCCCCUUCAAUUACUCGCGUCAGGUCACGCCACUCACGAGGGAGCCUAUAAGAAACUGUUCGGCAUACGGGAGCGGCGACCUCUCCAUCAGGUGUUUCAGUUUCUCUGUGAGGUUUGUGGAGGCUCUAGGGAGCAGUGGAGGUGUCCUGGUGCUCGCCACACUAGGUCUCAACCUCUACCUGGCUCUCCUGUUCUCACUGGCUAAACUCGGUUGCUGCCGCAGGACCGGACUGUGCGGAGUGUCCCUUCUGUUGGUGUUUGGGUGCCUCGUCCUGAUCAGCACUCUGCUCUGGAUCAUCCCACUGGGACUGGUCCAGACACGCACACUGCAGUACGUCACCAACUGGGAGAGCGUUCUUGUCUACCUAUACACGUUUGUGUACCUCGGGAUCACCAACACUCUGCUGCUUUACUGCGUCCCGAGCUACCGACGGGAUUUCCAGAGGUGCUGCUCGGGGGAAGGUCAGCGAGGGUACCUCCCUCCACCGAGCAUGGAGACAGACGAAGAAGAAGAGGAAGAUGAGGAGAGAGGUGGUAGGGGAGGUAGGGGUGGUCGACGGAGAAGACGGAGGUCAAAUGUGUUUCAAACCAUCUCAGAUCGCAGUGGGAGCCAGGGACGGCGGGCAGGGUACUACGGAUCAGUCGACAAGCACCGACCUCAUAUGCCAUCCGAUGAAAAUCACACCCCGCCAUCUCCGGUGGUGGGUUCACAGAUGAGGAAAUCCGGAAGUCCCGAACCGAAAUCUUGCACUAGCAAAAACAGUGGGGGGAUUGGAGGAGGUGCGACGGCAGGCAAUGAUUCUGGCAGCAGAGGUAAAGUGCCUUAUCGGAUCAGGAGUGUCCGUGGGAAAUAUACACUCAGGCACACGAGGAAACCAAGUAAGAAGAGAGGGGGGAGUGGGGGAGAAGGCAGGUGGAGGAAACACUGGGCAGAUAUGGACGACGGAAGGAGAGGAGAGAGGGGGAGGGAGGACACGACAGACAGUGAGUGUAGCACAACCAGUGCAGUGCUGGAGGAAGGGGAUGGGGAGGGGGAGGUAGGGAGUGGCGGUAUUGACACAGAUAUGAGCUCAGAGGACAGUGGAGAGACAAGACCUAUAAGGGGAGGUGGUGGGAGGGUGGGAGGUGAGAGAGUGGGGCAGUCGGGGACAGCCAAGAUCAGAGCUGCACUGGCAGGAGACGUGGUGGAGAAUGGUGGGAGGAAAGGAUCAGCGUCUGUCCACACACACUUUUAA
Messenger RNA from Geodia barretti, 1638 nucleotides. The record is from the annotation of a GenBank genome assembly. NCBI's taxonomy places the organism in Eukaryota, Metazoa, Porifera, Demospongiae, Tetractinellida, Geodiidae.